Messenger RNA from Sander lucioperca (pikeperch), 4507 nucleotides. RefSeq names its product A disintegrin and metalloproteinase with thrombospondin motifs 2-like. The transcript has 26 exons. Bases 100 to 4392 code for a protein of 1430 amino acids. Gene Ontology annotation, biological process: proteolysis; extracellular matrix organization. Gene Ontology annotation, cellular component: extracellular matrix. The record is from RefSeq and is a predicted model, not a curated record. NCBI's taxonomy places the organism in Eukaryota, Metazoa, Chordata, Actinopteri, Perciformes, Percidae. Gene Ontology annotation, molecular function: metalloendopeptidase activity.
UGAGCAGUAGUGGAGGAGUGUCUGUUCCAGAGUUCAGUUUGCACUCAGCAGCUCUCCGUCCAGCAGUCUGUCUCUCCGUCUGUCUCUCUGUCUCUCAGAAUGGACCAGUUUCAUUAUGGAUUAUUGAUUAUUUUGUUUCUGCUGCAGAUGGACUGUUUACCCUCCGUUUACAUCACUGACAACUCAGAUUCUCUCCAUCAGGUUCUGUCAGAGUUUGCUGUCGUUCGUCCAAUCAGAACCGACUCCAUGGGCCGUUUCCUGCCAGCGUCCGUUUCCGGCCGCAGCAGAAGACACGCCCCCUCCCCAGAGGCCCCGCCCCCUGUCAGCGGGAGGGGGGGGGGCUCGGUGUUCUACAACGUGACCGUGUUCGGCCGGAGGCUGCAGCUGCGUCUGCGUCCCAACGCCCGCCUCAUCGCCCCCGCUGCCUCCGUGGAAUGGUGGGAGGAGUCAGGGCGCAAACGCUCGCAGCCAAUCACAGACACCGGCUGCUUCUACAGCGGAGAGGUGGCCGACAUGGAGGACACGGCCGUCGCCGUUAGCAACUGUGACGGACUGGCCGGGAUGAUCCGGACGGGUCAGGAGGAGUUCUUCAUCGAGCCGUUGGAUCGCCGGAGGACAGGAAGAGAAGAAGAGGAAGAGGAAGAAGAGGAAGAAGGAGGAGGAAGACAGCACAUCGUUUAUCGCUCCUCAGCCAUCAUUAACAAACACUCGGCCAAUCAAACAGCAGCUGACUUCCUGCCAGGUCCUCUGUUAGGGUCUCUGAACUUGACCCAGAAGGUGUCGGGGUCCAGAUCCAGAUCAGCUCGCCCCCGGCGCUACGUGGAAGAGGCUGAACUCUUAAACAUUGAGGUUCUGUUAGCUGUGGAUUACUCUGUUCUUCUGUUCCACGGCCGAGACCACAUUCAGAAAUACCUUCUGACGCUCAUGAACAUAGUAAACGAGAUCUAUCAGGAUCAUUCUCUGGGCGCCAACAUCAACGUUGUUCUGGUCAAAAUCAUCAUGUUGUCUCCAUCCAAGUCCCAGGAGCUGAUCUCUGUGGGGAACGCCCAGAAGAGUUUGGAGAACGUCUGUGGAUGGUCGUACCUGCAGCAGAGAGACCAGAGUCACGCCGAGCAGCACGACCACGCCAUCUACCUCACCAGGCAGGAGUUCGGGCCCUCCGGCAUGCAGGGUUACGCUCCAGUUACAGGAAUGUGUCACUUGCAUCGGAGUUGCGUCCUCGUCUUUGAAGACGGGUUUUCCUCGGCCUUCGUAGCGGCUCAUGAAACAGGACACGUGUUAGGGAUGGAGCAUGACGGCGAGGCUAACGACUGUGAAGACGACGUGCCGUUGGGCAGCAUCAUGUCUCCGAGGGUCCAGGCGACCUUCCACAGAUACCACUGGUCCCGCUGCAGCUGGACCGAGCUGCACAAGUACCUGCAUAAAUACGACUGUCUCCGUGACGACCCGUUCCACCACGAUUGGCCGGCUCAGCCUCCGUUGCCGGGGUUUCACUACUCUAUGGACCAACAGUGUCGCUUCGACUUCGGACCAGGAUACACCCUCUGUACUGCAUAUGCGAGCAUCGACCCCUGCAGGCAGCUGUGGUGCAGUGAGUACAGCAACCCCUUCUACUGUAAGACCAAGAAAGGCCCGCCGCUGGACGGGACCAAGUGUGGACCAGGGAAGCACUGCUUCAAAGGUCUCUGCAUGAAGCUGACCCCCAACCUGCUGAGACAAGAUGGCGGCUGGGGGGCGUGGAGCGCGUGGGGCGCCUGCUCACGGACCUGCGGGGGCGGCGUCCAGUUCCGGUCCCGGCGCUGCGACAGCCCAGCUCCAGCCAACGGGGGGCGCACCUGCUUCGGAAACAGCUACGAGUUCACGCUGUGUAGCCGGGACGAAUGUCCUCCACUCACUGACUUCAGAGAGGAUCAGUGUAAAGUCUGGAAUCCAUUUUUCGAACAUGAAGGAAAAAAACAUCACUGGCUGCCGUACCAACACCCUGACCCUGACGAGCGCUGCCUUCUCUACUGUCAGUCCAAGGAGACGGGCGCCGUGGCGUCCAUGGACAGAAUGGUGCAUGAUGGGACGCCGUGUUCCUACGCAGACGCCCACAGCGUCUGUGUCCGGGGAGAGUGUGAGCAUGUAGGCUGUGACGGCCAGAUUGCGUCCGACCAGCAGGAGGACAGAUGUGGAGUCUGUGGAGGAGAUAACUCCAGCUGUAAGAUCGUUAAAGGAAACUUCACCCGCAGCACCAAGAAACAAGGUUACCUUAAGAUCCUGGAGAUCCCCAAAGGAGCGCGACAUCUUCUGGUCCAGGAGUUCAGAGAGACACCUCACAUCCUGGCAAUGACCAACCUGGAGACGGGUCACGUCUUCCUCAACGAUGAAGAUGAGCUCCCGGAAUCCCGUGUGGUGAUCGAGAAAGGUGUGGCAUGGGAGUACAGCAACAGCGAGGAGGCGGAGUCUAUCCAGACCAGCGGGCCGCUGCAGUACGGAGUCCUGCUCAUGGUCCGUUCCCAUGGCGACAACAAGGUGACGGUGUCCUAUAAGUACGUGAUCCAGGACAGUCUGCGGUCGUCGCUGGAGUCCAACCUGCUGCAGGAGGACGCCGUCUUCUACGAGUGGGCGCUAAAGAAGUGGUCGGUCUGCUCCAAGCCCUGCGGAGGAGGUACGCUGCUAGGGAAACAGUACACAAGGUUCGGCUGCAGGAGGAAGGCCGACGGGAAAAUGGUUCCGAGGACGUUCUGCUCCAACAUCAACAAGCCGAGAGCCAUCAGCCGCAGCUGCAACACAGACGCCUGCAGCUCGCCACGCUGGGUGAGCGGGCAGUGGGAGGACUGCAGCGCCUCCUGUGGUCAGACGGGGUGGCAGCGCCGCUGGGUCAGCUGCCAGCAGGCGUCUGGCACGGGACAGUCCAGCACGGGACAGUCCAGCACGGACCAGCAGGCAUCCGGCGCUGACCAGCAGGCGUCCGGCGCUGACCAGCAGGCGUCCAGUACAGGACAGCAGACACGCUCAGUUAACAGCAAACUGUGUGGAGGCAAUCGACCGGAAGGGAAACGAACCUGCAACCGUUUCCCCUGCCCCGCUGCCUGGCGGGCUGGACCCUGGACGCCGUGUUCGGUGUCCUGUGGAAACGGGACUCAGGAGCGCCAGGUUGCGUGUUUGAGUCCCGAAGGUUCAGCACGAAACUGCAGCGACCCUCGACCAAUCACAACCCGCGCCUGCCAGCCCCCUCCCUGCAGCGGUGACCAGAGGAACUCCAUCAUCCAGUGGUUGUCUCGUUCUAACUCUGACUUCCCGGCUCCCAACAUCUCCUCCAGGCAGCGUUGCCGCGGUGACCGCUCUGUGUUUUGCCGGAUGGAGGUGUUGACUCGGUACUGCUCCAUCGCCGGAUACCGUCAGAUGUGCUGCAAGUCCUGUAGCCAUGGAAACCUCAGCAGCAGCAUCCCGCCCAGCGCCAACAGCAGUUCCUGGAGUGUAACCAUGGAGACGAUGACUUCAGCAUCCUACAUCAGCACGCCAUCGCCCAGCAUCACCGUAGCUCCGCCCCCCAGCAUGACUGGAGCUCCGCCCCCCAGUUUCACCAUGACUCCGCCCCCCAGCAUCACCGUGACUCCGCCCCUGACCAGCCGGAGCAACACCGACUUUGUGUACGUGGAGUACGAGGAUUACGGCGACAUUUCAUCCUUCGAGGAUCCAUCUGUUCCCUCAGACACUCCUCAUAUCAGUAAUACUUCUAGUACUACCAGUCUGAGAGAAACUGCUUCGAAAACUCCCAUUCCCACAAUGCAUCCUGCUACAGUUCCCAUGGUAACUGCUGAGGAUCAGAGUCCCAGGACGUCUGCCGUCCCAGAGUUCCCCACGACGACCACGACUUCUACAACUACAAAACGUACAAGAAAAACUGCUCCGCCACAUUUAUUCAAAAAGAAAACUCCAGCUCCCACAAUGCCUGUUUUCAUAGUAACCGCUGUAACGACUGCUGUGCCAGAGUUCCCCACAACGACCACUUCUACAACUACAAAACGUACAAGAAAAACUGCUCCGCCACAUUUAUUCAAAAGGAAAACUCCAACUCCCACAAUGCAUCCUGCUACAGUUCCCGUAGUUAUGAGGACGUCCGCUAUUCCAGCAAUCUUUAACGCCACGUCUUCCCCGAACACGGCACCAGGGGGGCGGGGCCUGGAGACUGACCAGGUGCUCUCUAAGCGGGAGAACAACUCUGUUGACGAGGUCCCGUACCGCAUCGUGGGAUUGGACGGCGGCGGCAGCGGCCAGGGACAGCAGAACUACUUUGUGCCUCGGCGCACCCCGCCGCUCCGCGAGCGAACACAAAACAAACGCAUCCAGCAGCUUCUGAACGAGAAGCGGCGCAGAGAGGGCAGGACGCACGCUGCACGUACGUGAACAUAUACAGCGCUCACUCGUUAUGACGCAUGUGCAGCUUGCUCGCUUCCUGCCGACGCUAACGAGCUCUUAACGAGGAACAGACUGCAACCCCCCCUGCCCCCAUGUUUCCCCA